AGUAGAGCUAGUAGUCGAUCCGAGAAGGCACUAUCGAUGACCAGCUAAAGCUGCUGCUCCGACUCAGAUCUGCGGGGUGGGGAGUCAGCAAGUCUGAAUUCGGAUUUUUAAAACCAUGGGAUUCGAGUUGGACCGUUUUAAAGGGACCGUGGACCCGGAUUUCAAAUGUAACUUGUGCAAUAAAGUCCUGGAGGACCCACUGACGACUCCGUGUGGUCACGUCUUCUGCUCCGGCUGCGUUCUGCCCUGGGUCGUCCAGCAAAGCAGCUGCCCCGUCAAAUGCCAACGCAUUUCGGCGAAAGAGCUCAACCACGUCCUUCCGUUAAAAAAUCUCAUUUUAAAACUGGAGAUCAAAUGUGACAACCACGCGAGGGGCUGCGAUGCCGUGGUGAAGCUCCAGCAUCUGGCCGAGCAUGUCGAAAUGUGUGAUUACUCACCGGCGAAGUGCAGAAAUAAAGGAUGCAGAGAGGUACUCAACCUGAGGGAUAUGAAUACUCAUAUGCGGGAGACGUGCGACUACAGGACGGUAGGACUAUGCGAGAGCGGCUGUGGUUUGAUGCUCACCCAGAAAGAGCAGAAAUUAAACAGUCACUGCUGUCUAAGAGCCCUGAAAGCACACAACAGCGCGCUACAGUGUAAAAUCAUCUGCCUGGAUAGAGAGUUCAAGAAGCAAACUAUUAAAGCCAACAAAAGGGAGAAGGCACUCCUGGCACAACUUUCAGCGGUGCACAGCGAACUCCAGAUGACAGCUCUGAAAUAUCAGAAGAAAUUCACCGAGUACAGUGAGAGGAUCAAAUCCCUCACCAAGACCGUGGCUUUUUCUUGCAAGGAUGACAAUGACAGCACUUCAAAUGAAGGGAUCUUUGUAUCCAAGAUGUUGACGGAAGGUCCCGCAGACAAGGAAGGAGGUCUCCAGUUACACAACAGAACUGUAGAGGUCAAUGGCAAGGAUCUCUCCAAGUCCACCCACGAUCAGGCAUAUGAGAACCUCUGCACCGCUAAGGAGCCCAUCAUGGUCCAGGUUCUGCGCCGAACACCAAAUCUCAAACUGGCCAGUCAAGCUGCUGACUUCCAGAUCUCAGACGUCAGCACCCAGACGGACAUCACCCUUCAGGACAUCAUGGCGCUUACAAACCUACCUUCUUCAACCCCAGUGACAGAGCUGGAUGAGUAUCUGCUUCCAGAUGAGCAUCAUGCUGGACAUGAAUUCUUUGAACCAAAUGAGUUCCUGGAGGGCAUACAGCAGGACAUAGAGCGAGAGGAACUGGAAUAUGAGGAAGUUAAUUUGUACCGAGCAAAUAUCCAAGACAAGCUUGGUUUGACAAUCUGCUACCGAACUGAUGAUGAAGAUGAGGCUGGAAUCUACAUCAGUGAGAUUGAUCCAAGCAGUAUUGCUGCAAGGGAUGGCAGAAUAAGAGAAGGGGACAAAAUCAUUCAGAUUAACGGUAUUGAGAUCCAGAACCGAGAGGAUGCUGUAGCGCUGUUGACCAGUGAGGGAAGCCAGAAUAUCUCUCUUCUGGUGGCCAGGCCAGAAAUGCAGCUGGACGAGGGCUGGUUGGAUGACGACAGGAACGACUUCCUAGAUGACCUCCAUAUGGAUAUGCUGGAGCAGCAACACAAUCAUGCCAUGCAGUUUACUGCAAGCAUUUUUCAAUCGAAGAAGCAGGAAGAGGAAGGAGGCACCACAGACACCGCCACUCUGCUGUCUACCCACCAUGAGAAAGACAGUGGUCUUGGCCGCACAGAUGAAAGUACACGAAAUGAUGAGAGUUCAGAGCAGGAGAACCUGGGUGAUGACCAGACCAUGGCUUCUAACACAUUGGAUAGGUGCAGAAAGCUGAUCUACAGCCAGGACAACACUGACCUACCCUUCUAUGAGCCAUUCAUCUCUGCAGACUACGCUGAGACUGACCUUCUGGGAAUCACAGCUGAUGAGUGUGAGCAUUUCAGAGAGCUCCUGGAGCUGAAGUGCCAGAUGAGAAACACCAGAGCUCCAUACUGCCAGGCUGAUGGAGCAGUUAGCCAGGAACAAGAGGGUGUGGACAAAGAGCUAGAGCUGCUCAACGAGGAGCUGCGCACCAUUGAGCUGGAGUGCCUGAAUAUUGUCCGUGCUCAUAAGAUGCAGCUUUUAAGAGAGCAGUGCCGUGAGUCCUGGAUGCUUCAUAAUAGUGGUUUCCGCAACUACAAUACCAGCAUUGAUGCACGCAGACAUGAGCUCUCAGACAUUACAGAGUUACCAGAGAAAUCAGACAAAGACAGUUCAAGUGCCUACAACACUGGCGAGAGCUGCCGCAGUACACCUCUUACAUUGGAGCUAUCACCAGAUAACUCUCUCCGUCGAGGAGCAGAGAAUCAGGGCGCUGGGGCGUCAGGCUCAAACAGUAGAGUGCUGAAACCUCUCCUGUCCCCUCUACAGGAAGUCUGCGGCCCUAGUAGAAGCAGAGACCCCUACAAAGAUACAAAUGGUGGACUGCAGGCGGAGAGUGGGCAGAGGAAACUUGCCGAGUCCAGUAAGUCAAGGCAAAAUUUCUCCCAGCCACAUUCACCCUACAAGCAUGCACACAUCCCUGCCCAUGCCCAGCACUACCAGAGCUACAUGCAGCUGAUCCAGCAGAAGUCAGCUGUGGAGUACGCCCAGAGCCAGAUGAGUCUGGUGAGCAUGUGCAGAGACUCCAUCAUCCCUAACGACCUGGAGCCUAAAAUGGAGUGGAAGGUAAAAAUCCGCAGCGACGGCACACGUUACAUCACCAAGCGGCCUGUCCGGGAUAAGCUGCUGCGUGAGCGCGCAUUACGCAUUCACGAGGAGCGCAGUGGUAUGACCACAGAUGAUGAUGCUAUAAGCGAGCUGAAAAUGGGCCGUUACUGGAGCAAAGAGGAGCGGAAGCAGCACGCAGUUCGUGCUAAGGAGCAGAAACAACGUCGCGAGUUCAUGAAGCAGAGCCGAGCAGACUGUCUAAAGGAGACGGCGGGUCUGGAGGAUAAAAAGGAGCCCAACAUCAUUGAACUCAGCCACAAAAAGCUGAUGAAAAAGAGGAAUAAGAAAAUAUUUGACAACUGGAUGACCAUCCAGGAACUCCUGACCCAUGGUGCUAAGUCACCAGAUGGUACAAGGUCGUACAACUCACUCCUCUCUGUGACAACAGUUUAAGUUUUGGCCUGAGUUCAGGUGGAAGUCCAGUCAAAGAAGGUGAAUUGCAUGUGAUUUACCAGUGGAGUUACCAGUUCAGGUAGUCUUUACCACCUUGUUUAUGUGCCAACAUUUUGUAAAUUAGAAAUUAGAAAUGAGGAGAACCUUUUCUGAAUAUGCAUUUUCCACCACUUUGGUAAACAGAAGAUUUUUAUUGAACUUGAAAUGACUUGGUCAUUUAUCUGUGGAUGAGUUGGAAAUCUUUUUCACAUUUUUCAGUAGCCUUUUCUACACUUGUAAUCUUUCAAAUAGUUUCAGAAACAAAAACACAAUGUAUGACUUUUUUUUACAGUUUUGAAAGUUUGAAAGCCCUAAGUGCCAUGCAUAGACAACUUUUCACAUUUUUUAUUUUGUCUUUUAUCAGUGUUGUAUUUUUGAAUGAAAACAAUGCUAUUUCCCAACAAGGUAUAACGCAUUAUCCUUUUUAAAAGGACUUUUGUAAUUUAAAAAAUACAUAUUAUGCAACAAAUCCACUUUUUUGGCUUAAUUUCUCUCUUGUGGUGCUGAUUUCAUACAUGUUGCCAGUGACUCACCAUCUGUUGCAAACUGUAUACAAGACAGGAGGUUUUGUCAUCGUAUUUGUACAUAACAUUACGAAAGGAUGCUAAUCACUUUAAAAUGUAAGUAUCUGUUCAUGUUAAAGUAAACCUUGUAGCCAUUUUGCUUGCUGAGGCUGUCAUAUAUUGAACAGAAUAAAAGCUUUACAAAUC
Cheilinus undulatus (humphead wrasse) is the source of this 3897-nucleotide messenger RNA. It is a transcript of the gene pdzrn3b, whose product is annotated as PDZ domain containing RING finger 3b. Gene Ontology annotation, biological process: protein ubiquitination; neuromuscular junction development. NCBI's taxonomy places the organism in Eukaryota, Metazoa, Chordata, Actinopteri, Labriformes, Labridae. The record is from RefSeq and is a predicted model, not a curated record. Gene Ontology annotation, molecular function: protein binding; ubiquitin protein ligase activity. The transcript is spliced from 9 exons. Bases 116 to 3148 code for a protein of 1010 amino acids.